Molecule: messenger RNA, 3040 nt
Organism: Megalobrama amblycephala (Wuchang bream)
Lineage: Eukaryota; Metazoa; Chordata; Actinopteri; Cypriniformes; Xenocyprididae
Gene: wbp1lb
Product: WW domain binding protein 1-like b
Exons: 4
Coding region: 813-1811 (332 amino acids)
Source: RefSeq, a predicted model, not a curated record
ACAAAAGCAGUGUUAAUUGAUUAUAAAAACCACAUCAUCUCAUUGUUAACACUUAAUAAAACUUAAAAAUUAAUUAUAUCUCCAUUGUUUUUUUUAACCUUAUUCGUCAAUGACCCAAACAAUGUUCAUCAACCAUUGUUACCCACACAAAGGCAAAAUACUUUAACUAUAAAUACUUUUAUAGGUUAUAAUGAAAUAAGAUUUUAAUGUAAAUAUAAGUACAUGUUGAAUAUCAUUUUGAAUUAUUUAAAUGUAGUUUCACAAUAAAUUCUAUGGAAUUCAUAUCUAUAAAAACCAUAUGUAGGGUUUUACAGUCAUUUUAACUUUUUUUUUAUUAAAUCAAAUAGAAUUUUUAACUCUAUUUGGUAAUGUAAUUUUAUCCAAUCAACAGAUGUUUUACUGUUGCAGCCCCCCCCCCAUUUAUGUUAUAAUGUUUUAACAAUAUAGGCAGGCUCAACAGCAAAAAGUUUUAGAUAUAUAUGCUUUUAGGAUCUAACAGACUGAAACAGAACAGAACAGUGUAUGGGAUUGGGAACAACAUUUAGGCAAUCCUUUUGGUUACCUCUUCAUUUUAUUUUGUACUGUCUACUCCCAAAAUAUUGAGGGAGCAUCUCAUUAUAAUGCAGACCUCCUUACACUCCUCUGCUGCUUGGAAUUUUCUGUAGACCAAUCCCUGUCCCCUGUUUGAGUGAAGUGUGUGUGUGUGUGUGUGUGUGUGUGUGUGUGUGUGUGUGUGUGCUCCCCUGUUCCUCUCCUGUGUAUCAGUACUGUACUGAAAGAACUUUCACAAGGCUGAAGGGCUCUGGAGUAGCAUGUCUGUACCACACCAGGAGACAAGAAUGGAGGUACUUCACUGUGAGGGUGUGAAUAAUAAAAGCUAUGUGUGUGAGACUGGACACUGUUGUGGAGAGUCCCAGUGCUGUAGCUACUACUAUGAACUAUGGUGGUUCUGGCUGGUGUGGGCCAUCAUCUUCAUCUUGAGCUGCUGCUGUGUGUGUCAUCACCGUCGCACAAAACACAGACUGCAACAGCAACAACGACAGCACGAGAUCAACCUCAUUGCCUACAGAGAGGUUCACAACAACACCUCUCUUCCCUUCUACUUCAGAUUCCUACCCAACUAUCUCCUUCCAGAAUAUGAGGAGGUAGUGCAUCGGCCUGCUACGCCCCCUCCCCCAUAUAGUGCCUUAACCACCGGACCUCCAGCCUACACCUGCCCCUUAACCACUGACCAGCAGGAUGCUCACUGCCCACCCAGACAGAUCACUCCAGUGCCCCCUGCAUCUGACACGCUCUGUUCCAGACCCAGCCUAGAAGAGGUCCAUACCUCCAACGGGUACCACCAGAAAGACGACAGCAAGAGCGAGAUAGAGUUAGAGCGAAGCAGGUCCACAGAGAGUGCCCUACCCUUAGAGCAGCCUCCCAGUGUGGACAAACAGAACGAGUGCAGGAAGGAGAUACUCAGGAAUGUGGCAUUGCCUGACGAGAAAGAGAGGAUUCUGGGAAGGCACCGCAGAUUUACAGGGGACUCCGGGAUUGAGGUGUGUGUUUGUGGACGAGGCUUGAAAAGCCAUGAACCCAAAGAAUUCGAGGGGCUUUUGAGUGAGGAGGACCAAGAGGACUCUGAAGAUUUCUGUGAGGAAUGUGGCCUCAAUUCCUUUGGAGAGGAAAAUCAGGGACUGCUAUCCCCAGAAAGCAGAGUGGAGUGUGGAGCAUCGCCACUGGCCCAAUCUCAACCUCAUCCGGUUUGCCUCUACUUGCAUACUAUUAAUGAGCAAGAGGGUCCACACCAUAGCAGCACAGAAUCUUAAAGCUAAGUACAUAACCUGACUAGUAAUAAAAGAGUGAGAAGGUGAAAGAAAAAGUGAGAGGAUAACUGAUAUAUAGGGAAGCUGCAGUAUGCAGUGGAGGAGCAUCCUGAUGGAAGUGUGUGAUUGAAACAUUUAGAUGUUCUUCACAUCUUUGUUUUAUGUACAGAGCAUCUACUUAUGCAGUUGAAAGCCCAAAUGUGUACAAGGAUGGCCCUACACCUCCAUGGGACGAUGUACCCUAUGUGCUGCUUUAAUGGCACAUUUAAGUCCUCCUGUGAGAUGCAUAUUUAUAAACUGAGAAGUCGUAAUGACUAUGGCAGUGUGUUUAAAACUUCAUGAUCAUAAAUAUGAUCUUUCAGACAUGACUUGUAGGCACAAUAAGACACAUCCAUCAUGUAAAGAUGUGGUCACAUUUACAGUUGCUCGGUGAAAUUUAAUUUCAGUAGCAAUCUGUGUCAUCAGAAGUUUUGGGUAAGGGUGGAAAAGUUCCCCACAACAGAUUCUACUUUUAUUCAAGUUGGUCGCGUGAAUUUGCUGUGAUCUUCAGCAGAAAGCUGCUUGGUUUUAAAGUUUUUUUCUGUGUUUGCUGUGCUUUGUACAUCGCUACACUAUUGACAAUGGAGCUGAAAUGAACUUUCGCUGAAAUUUUGCUAAUGUGACCACCUGUGCAGUCUUAAGAUUGAGACGCUAAAUAUGUAAACACUGGUGUGAUGAACUGUCAGUGUUUCAGGACAGUCAGAGAGAAAUGUAAAAACUGACUGAACAAAAAACAAACAAACAAACAAAAAAAAGACGUGCUUUUAAGGCCACAGAUCCCUGUCGACUUUCCCUAAUGUAAUGGGACAAAUCUUAAUGGUGUUUAUUCCGUUUUUGUUUUGCACAAUCACAUUCUUCUGAAUGAAUCGUAUUCAUGAUAAUUAAUUUUAAAUACAGAGUAUUUACAUAUCUACAGUCUUAAUUCACAUUUCAUCUGUUUAUAUUGUCUUUCUUUUGUUUUUGCUGCUGUAAGCUCUGAUUAAUGUGUAUUCAGAACAAGUUUGAUUCAUAAAUAUAAGUUUUCAUAGCCAACAUAGGCUAUACAGAUGACAUGGGACAAAUGUUAGCAUUAAAGGUCCCGUUUUUCGUGGUUUUUUGAAGCUUUGAUUGUGUUUAUAGUGUGCAAUAUAACAUGUGUUCAUGUUUCGCGUGUAAAAAAACACAGUAUUUUUCACAUAAUUUACUUAUCCGUA